Ceraceosorus guamensis is the source of this 1350-nucleotide messenger RNA. RefSeq lists its product as hypothetical. The transcript has 4 exons. The coding region runs from base 1 to 1350 and encodes 449 amino acids. Lineage: Eukaryota; Fungi; Basidiomycota; Exobasidiomycetes; Ceraceosorales; Ceraceosoraceae. The record is from RefSeq and is a predicted model, not a curated record.
AUGUCAUCAAAGAUGCUGACUCGUCUCAAGGCUGCAUUUGUCGGCAUCAUUGCAGACAAUGAUGAGCAAUCCAUCAAGGAAGUUCUGCGUCCUCUCCUGGGCAACGCCGUGGACACUAGUCCCAACAUCACGGUCAACGUUGUGUAUGCGCGCAUUUUUGGGAUCCAUUGCCUAGAUCACCAAUUGGCCUGGGCAGAGGCGCAUGAGGACUUGACCAGAUGGGCCAGCGCUAGAGCUGGUGUACACAGCAAUGGGCAGAGCGCAUGCAGACUGCGCAAGUACGGGCAAGGUGCCAGGUCUCAGCUAGUCUAUGUUGGCCUGACUACAGACACAGCAAUGGGCAGAGCGCAUGCAGACUGCGCUAGAGCUUGCGACCCCGCCCAGCCCCAGUCAUAUUUAAAAUUCCUCUUGCAGGCCAAAAAGGUUCGUGCGGUGGACACGCAAGUCAUCAACCUCUUUGUGCUCCCUAAACACCUCAGCUCGGAGGAAUUGCACACCCUGGAGCACAUGGUCAUCAAGACCUACGGGGUGAUGCGGCUUGCAAACACCUCGCCUGGGUCUGCAGCCACUCGAAGACUAGAAGCUGGCCAACGUCCAGAUUGGAUGGGUGCUGAUCUGUUGCUCUUGGAAGAGAUGGACUUUGCCUCUUGGGACAUGCCCAGUGGCUUGCAUGUCCUCUCACCAGUGUCCACGGAUCCAGCCCUCCUUCUGACACUGACUAGGACGCAAAUCAGCAUCCAAGUUGGGGCUGAAAUGGUCACCAAGUCGCUCAUGUGGCUAGCUGAUCUGGGCCUUCAUCACGUCACGUUGCGGGUGGAGUCACUGCAAUUGGCCAGCGUUGAAGACUUGGGAGAGUGGCUUGCAGAAGCACUAAGAUAUCGGACAGCCAUUCACAUCGUUGGAGGGGAGGACUUUGCCAACUUUAGACGCUUCAUCACCGCAGCUGGCUGCACCCUUUGCACCCACGCAAGUUUUGCACAUCUAGGCAGAACAAUCUCUGCAGCCUUGCCAGUCGGGUAUGCAACGCAUCCCUUGAAUGCUGUGCCAGACAUUCUCUUUGUCUGUGGUCUGUGCACCUGGCCAGUCUCAAUUGUCACUAGUCUUUCCCUCUUGGUACCCAUUGGGCACUUGCCCACAAAGAUGGAGCACCAAGAGCACAAGAACUUGACCCUUCCCUUUGUCCUGCGCUGUGCGCUCGAUGGUCCUGCUGGUCAGAAUAUCAAUGGCCGCUUACAGUUCCACUUCAAUGACAACGGCACCAGCAGUCUGGAUGCUAGUCAAGAUUUAAAUCAGUCUUACAAACUUGGCCUAAUAGUCGACUUUCAGGCAGCAGCUCAAACGACCCUCUGA